Microcebus murinus (gray mouse lemur) is the source of this 1685-nucleotide messenger RNA. The record is from RefSeq and is a predicted model, not a curated record. Lineage: Eukaryota; Metazoa; Chordata; Mammalia; Primates; Cheirogaleidae.
CUAAAAUGUCCGCCCGCCAGCCGCAGCGGAAGAAGGUGGUGGCGGGCACGGGUCGGGGCGCCUUUUGAAACCGCGGCGCUAGAACAGGGCGGCCCCAGAGCCCCGACGCCCCCUGCAGGUUCCAUUCGCCGACACGCGCAAAGCGCUACCCCAGACGCAUCCAGGAAGUGAGUGAGAAGACGACGCUUUGAGUGACGCAACUUCCGGCGCGCCGCUUCCGGCGGCCUAGUCGGUGCUUGGGCGGACUGUGUGGCAGUUAGGUGGGCCGUGCCAAUGCAGCCUCGGGCUCCUCCGCUACCAACCGUGGGCGAGUUCUCGGCGCGCGGGGCACUGGCGUGGCGCUCUGACUAUAGUUGUGUCAGUGUGUUAUGAUGCCUUCCCGUACCAACCUGGCUACUGGAAUCCCAAGUAGUAAAGUGAAAUAUUCAAGGCUUUCCAGCACAGACGAUGGCUACAUUGACCUUCAGUCAAAGCCAGUUCAUCUUUUAAGGGAGAAACUUACUGCUGAAGCCAGCAGAUUGUGGGAAUCUUCCUUCUUUCCUGAUGUCAUGAGAUCCAAUUUAUUAAAGGUAUUCUUUGUGACAAACAGCUCUCUCCUGUUGUCGGGCUACAUCAGCAAAGGGGGGGCAGACCGAGCUGUUCCAGUCCUGAUCAUUGGCAUUCUGGUGUUCCUUCCCGGAUUUUACCACCUGCGCAUUGCCUACUAUGCAUCCAAAGGCUACCGGGGUUACUCCUACGAUGACAUUCCAGACUUUGAUGACUAGCACCCACCCAGCCCUGAGGAGAAAAGUCACAAUGGGACUACACCUAGCUUUGAGAUAUUGAGCAAAAACUAUGGCUAAGGGCUAAGGAAUUUUGCAGUUUGCAAUGUUAAAAACAAUGUCCAGAUUUUGGUUCCAUCCCCAAGAUGUUAACUAAGCUUACAAUUAGCUAAUUAGGACAUCCUCUGCUUUUCAGCUUCUGGCCCUGACAAGUUUUUCCACUGGAAUAUGUAUCAUGGAACAAUAGCAAUGUUAAUUGUCUAGGAAACAGGAGGUUAUUCUGUAGUGGAAAGUGUUGUUGCCACCACCCUCUUUAGAGUUGAGUGUUUCUAUUAAAUGGUCUUCAUUGUCAAUUUGUUCUAGCCGCAAAUGGAAGAAUGGAGCAUGUCUAAUUUCUUAUUACUAAGUAAUUUAUUUUAAAAAAAUCUAAGUUUAUCCCCUCUAGUUACUUCUGCAUUCAUGUUCUAGUGUAAAACCUUGGUAAAAUUAAAUAUCAGUGUCCAUGUAUCUGUAAUAUUUUUUACUCUUUUUCUUAUUGACAGCAACCAGGAAUUUUUUAAACUGCAGAACAACUUUUCAAAUGUAAACACCUUCUCUGUUUACCAAUCCUUGGCCAGCUCUGAGCUAUAUCACCAAUAGGUUGAACAGCAUAUAAUAUGGGUCAUUAUGUCCUUUGUAGAUCAAGAUGUUCUGUAUAUCAUGCCUUUAAGGACUGGACUUUUGGCUGUUUCCUAAUGAAAAAUGUAGAUAAGUGUUGUUUAUUUAGAGUUUAUAACCCUAUUGUCAGUACCUUGUAUUAUGUUCUCAUUCUGUGAAAGAUCAGAAGUCUGGAUCCCUAAAGACUAUACUGCCUUACUUAGGCUGAUACUGUUUCCUAGCUUGCAAAAAGUGACUUAUACUCAAAUUAAAAUGUUGAAAUCCAAA